Messenger RNA from Wyeomyia smithii (pitcher-plant mosquito), 1126 nucleotides. RefSeq lists its product as uncharacterized. Bases 7 to 627 code for a protein of 206 amino acids. NCBI's taxonomy places the organism in Eukaryota, Metazoa, Arthropoda, Insecta, Diptera, Culicidae. The transcript has 2 exons. The record is from RefSeq and is a predicted model, not a curated record.
UUAUAAAUGAAUAUCAUUUAUUGGCACUGUUUGUAUGGCUGUCGGCCAAUUAUAAGCCAGUCAGAGAUUAGGUUUGAUGCGGUAAGGAUGUUUUCGUUGGUUGGCGGUUUAUUUGCGUACUGGCUGGUGGUUUCCUGUGCCUUUGCAGCACCAACAGUGCACUUGAUAAAACCGGAGGACGAUGGAUAUUUCGCUCGUGAUUCAGUUUUCCAACAGACGGAACUUCCUCAGGUGGUGGAUCCAGUCUGGAUGACAGUAACAAUGAAGCCACUUGUGAAAACUACUGUAGUCGAUCCAAUCAGUAAAAGAUUGCAACCGUCUAUCGGAACUACUAUCGAGCAGCGCCCUCAACAGCAACAGCCAGUGCAUUACAACCCAUACCCAUACCAUGGCAAUCUACCAACAGUACCCGUAAUUGCACCUAACUCGCCGUCAUUGUACCCGUACCACAUUCCAAGCUAUCAAUACCAACAAAUGAAAUUCCCUCUUCAGUGGUCAUCGGUGGUAUCGCACCCAUACCCAACAUUUCCCCAGCAGCACCAGUUCAGUUCCAACAAUGUAAUUCAACCGUGUGACGAUUCCGGUGUUAGGAAUAUCGGUGGCGGCUAUCAACAGUAUGGUUAUUAGAAUCGCCCGGGAAGUUCUUCAUACUGACAGUGGAACAGACGAGGAUAAGCACACGUCAAACUGCCUUCAAUACCCAACCUAAUUUUACGAAUGAAAUCACUUUAAAGUCCAUCUUCCGCUUCGCUGGUUAAACUGAAAUCAUAACAGAUUCAUUCAAAGUAUCUGCGUUUUGUGAGCCUUUCUACGCACCGGGCAAACCGGAAGGAGGGCUUUGGUAAACACUCGAUUUAGUUUAAACAAUUUUGAUAAGUCGCUCGGGCACGGGCGGAGAGAUUUGUUUUAAUUAUUUCAUUGCUGGAAGGAACACAAAAGAGUUUUUAUUGUAUAAGCAGUGUUUUGAUAUUCUUUUUUUAUCGCUGUUAUAAAUUUGUGCAUGCAAUAGUUAUUUCGCAUGCAAUCAGUUGCAAAUCCAGUCGUUAAGUGACUUUCCAGUUAGGUCAGGUUUUGCAUUAGGUUUACUUUUUAUGCUUGAAUAAAACUAUAGCAUUGUAGUGGGAUA